GGCCACAUGACAAAGCAGCCUUAUCUCAGCUAGAAGGCAGGGGGAACCACAUCAUUCUGCAGUGCAACCAGUUGAUUAAUGUAUGGUGAACCGAAGCUAGCUGAGACAGUGGCUUGGCCCCUGUGACACUCCCUUCCCCUUUAAGGGCUGAUCUGAUCUUGAACAGCAGGAAGCCGUUUAUAGGUGUUUGUACAAGUAUCUGGACUGUCAGUUCACUCAGUGUGGUGAGACUACAUUCAUACUCUUAACCUAUUUAGUCAACAGCUUCACAUGUAAGUGUUUUAUUAUUAAUCAACCGAUGUUAUCUCGGUCUUUGAUUUGAUUUGUGAAGUUCUGUCACCCGUGUCUGUGUUUUAUCAUGUUUACAAGAUGUCAUUUCCGCAUAGCCUUUUAGGCUUUUCACAUGUUGAGCGUGAUGAUUAAUGUGAUUCCGACUGCUGUAAAAUGAACAUUACAUAAUUUUAAUAACUCCAACAAAGCAAUCACAUUUCAAAAAUGUCUAAACCAUUAUUCUCGCUAACCAAAUUCACAGAUUCCACCAAAAAAGAGUCUCACAAAAAUGUCGUCUUCCUCUCCUGUUUUGGACUGUGGUUUGGACGAGUUCACUGCACACAUGGUGUUUUCCACCCUUCAAUUUCUCCUCUUCGUCCCCGCCAUGGCCCUCAACAGCGUGGCGGCCUGGGUGUGCCUCCACCUGCGCUCCUCCUCCACCUUCAUGGUCUACCUGAAGAACCUGGUGGUGGCUGACCUCCUCAUGACCCUCACCCUGCCUCUGUACGCCGCCGUGCAAAUUCCUGGUUGUCCCGUGGCAUUGAGGGCCUUCUCCUGCCGCGUGUCGAGCCCCGUGUUCUACUGCUGCAUGUACAUGAGCGUGAUCCUGCUGGGCCUCAUCAGCCUGGACCGCUUCUUCAAGGUGGUGCGUCCCGGAGGCUGGAGGCCCUGCCAGAGCCUGGUGCUCAGCAAGACCAUCUCCGCCUCCAUCUGGCUGUUCUUCAUCAGCUCCAACGUCCUGCCCACCAUCGUCCUGACCAAUCAGGUCCCUGUCAACGCGUCGAGGGACCUCUGUAUGAAGAUGAAGAGCCCCGCUGGGAAGACACUCCACCAUAACGUGGUGUGGGUCAACAACGCAAUCUUCUGGUGCGUGUCCGUCCUGAUAGGGGUCUGCUACGUGUGCAUAGCCAGGAAGGUUUUCCGGUCGUACAAGAACUCUGGGAGCAGCAACGAUGAAGGGAACCGGAGGGUUAAGGUCCGGGUGUUUGUGGUUGUCAUGGUUUUCCUGCUGUGUUUCGUUCCCUACCACGUCCUGCGGAUCCCCUACAUGAGGCUCCGGGCUGACAAGCCCAGCUGCCUCAAGACCAAACUAUUCUUUGCCAAGAACUUCUCUGUGUUGCUGGCAAUGACCAACGUCUGCCUGGACCCAUUCAUAUACUUCUUCCUGUGCAAGGCUUUCAGAGACAAGCUCAGAGAGAUGAUUCGUAUUGGGGAUUGGGCCAAUUCCCAGUCCUCUACAAACAAUGACGAAGCCAUACUUUGAUAAGCCGAAGGGCUGGGGUAUAGCUCAGUGGUUACAGCACUUGCUGAGAGAUCCAAUAGGUUUCAGGAUUAAAUCCCUCCCUUUACUGUUUGUUGUUUAGGAUUACAUUUUCUGCUAAAUUGAUGUGUUUCAUGUUUAAAUGGUUCAAAUCUCCCCGGCAAAGUCUGCAAAAUGUAUCAAAUAUUUGUAUUAU
Osmerus eperlanus (European smelt) is the source of this 1727-nucleotide messenger RNA. Its product is annotated as P2Y purinoceptor 13-like. Gene Ontology annotation, biological process: negative regulation of adenylate cyclase activity; G protein-coupled receptor signaling pathway. NCBI's taxonomy places the organism in Eukaryota, Metazoa, Chordata, Actinopteri, Osmeriformes, Osmeridae. Bases 560 to 1534 code for a protein of 324 amino acids. The transcript has a single exon. The record is from RefSeq and is a predicted model, not a curated record. Gene Ontology annotation, cellular component: membrane. Gene Ontology annotation, molecular function: G protein-coupled purinergic nucleotide receptor activity.